UCCCACAAUGCAUCGCACUGUCCGUGACGACAUUGGAGAAGAGUUUCCCUGACUGAGCUCUUUGUCGGGUAGCUAGCCCAGCGAGUUAUGGCGUCAUGGGCGAAUAAUGUACGGGCCGUGUUGCUUGACGUUAGCGGAGUCCUGUAUGACAGCGGUGGGUCCGGCGGCGGGAGUGCGAUUCAAGGCUCUGUAGAUGCAGUAAACAGGAUAAGACAGGCUGGGCUAAAGCUACGUUUCUGCACCAAUGAAUCCCAAGCCACACGGAGUCAUUUUGCCCAGAAACUACAGCGAUUUGGCUUCAGUAUAUCUAAAGAAGAGGUGACUGCUCCAGGCCCUGCAGCCACACGUCUGAUGAAAGAGCAAGGACUACGGCCCCACCUCUUGGUGCACGAUGAUCUCCUGCCUGAAUUUGAAUCCAUUGAGACAUCAGACCCCAACUGCGUCCUGAUUGGAGAUGCUGCUGAAAACUUUUCCUACCAGAAUGUGAACCGUGCCUUCCAGGUUUUAAUUAACUUGCAGAAGCCAGUCCUUAUAUCACUGGGAAAGGGACGCUAUUAUAAGGAAACAGAUGGCCUGAAGUUGGAUGUUGGGGCGUAUAUGAAAGCUCUAGAGUAUGCCUGUGACAUCAAAGCCGAAGUUGUGGGGAAACCAUCACCAAACUUUUUCCUGUCUGCUUUGGAGGAAAUGGGAGCAAAGCCAGAAGAGGCUGUCAUGAUUGGGGAUGAUAUAGUGAAUGACAUUGGUGGAGCACAGAGCUGUGGCAUAAGGGCUGUACUCGUCAGGACAGGAAAAUACAGACCCAGUGAUGAAAAGCAUCCCGAGGUUACUGCUGAUGGUUAUGUGGAUAAUUUAGCGCAUGCCGUGGAUAUUCUUCUUGCAUCUCGUGCCUCUAAUCAAUGAUGGAAAAACACUGAUAGAAUCAUGUGUCAAAUAGUAUUGGAGACUAAUACUUAUCACCAGAAAUAAUGGGCACCAUCCUGUACCACCAAUAAAAUAAUAAAAGGGAUAGGUUUCAGUAAGAAAUACUGCUAGAUUAUACUGAGGCACCUAACCCUUCCUGUGUCUGCAUUCACCUAGCAGUGUAAGCUAGAAUGCUACGGGGGCACAUCAGACUCAUGCUGGAAGAAGGACUCAAGUAACCUAGUUUCACAUCCUAUUAAUCAGCCCCUGCCAGUACCUGACAAGGAUUAUGGGUAUUACAGUAAAUACAAGCAGUUUCCUAUUAAUGUACAAUUUUAAAUAAAAAAAUCUGUUAAUGUCA
This is a messenger RNA of Xenopus tropicalis (tropical clawed frog), 1261 nucleotides long. RefSeq names its product phospholysine phosphohistidine inorganic pyrophosphate phosphatase (gene lhpp). The coding region runs from base 88 to 900 and encodes 270 amino acids. Gene Ontology annotation, molecular function: phosphatase activity; inorganic diphosphate phosphatase activity. The record is from RefSeq and is a predicted model, not a curated record. The transcript is spliced from 7 exons. Gene Ontology annotation, cellular component: cytoplasm; nucleus. Lineage: Eukaryota; Metazoa; Chordata; Amphibia; Anura; Pipidae.